Aspergillus campestris IBT 28561 is the source of this 2157-nucleotide messenger RNA. Its product is annotated as ankyrin repeat domain-containing protein. The record is from RefSeq and is a predicted model, not a curated record. The coding region runs from base 379 to 1851 and encodes 490 amino acids. Gene Ontology annotation, molecular function: protein binding. The transcript is spliced from 3 exons. NCBI's taxonomy places the organism in Eukaryota, Fungi, Ascomycota, Eurotiomycetes, Eurotiales, Aspergillaceae.
CGAAUCGGCUCUUUCGACUAUCUAUUCACACAGAACUGAUUGUCCGAGUAUCUGCUGACUCGCUAUUUGAAUGAUAAUGGUCUAUGGAUUUCAGAGGAUACGAAGCAUGAGACCACUAGUCCAUAUCAUUGGCCGGCAUUUUACCAGAUUCAGCCGUAGUCACUAUUGCUAUACCCUGUCGGUAUUCCGCCUCAGCCUCGAUGCCACGAGGCUCGACCCCGCUGCUUGCUGACCUACAUCUUCUCAUCUCCUUCUGUCUACACGGCUAACCGAACGUUUCCUGUUUACCAUCGAAUAUCCUGCUUCUACUAUUACGGUGAGAAAUAUCCCCGUGGAAUUCCUUCCAUUUCGAUUGAUACAUCGACAAUUGCUGCAACCAUGUUCGCUCCGCCACCGAGCGAUUCCCAGCACUCCUCGGUUGAAGAUCUUGUUGCCGAAUUACGGAAUUAUUUGCGCUACAAGGAAUAUACAUUGAUAUCCUCCAUUGUGCGUAAUAAGACCACUAUUGAUCUCCCGGUCAACAGUCGAACUGCACUUUCGUACGCUGCCGAAACUCCGUAUACCGAUUGUGUUCGUAUCCUAUUGCAGUACAGUCAUCCCAGCACCAUAGAUAAACCCGAUGCAACGGGCCGAACUGCGCUUUCGUAUGCGGCGACUGCAGAGGUCAAACACAAGAAAGCAGGGGUCAAGCAAAUCAAUAAAAAUUUAUGGAUAUCGCUGGGCCCGGGUCGCGAUUUGAAAUCCUUGUCGAGGGAAAACAUCAGGCUCUUGAUAGAUAAGAACGCGGAUCCUCGAAGUCGGGAUCAAACCGGCCGAACGCCUCUGUCAUGGGCCGCCGGUAUGGGAUGCAAAGAGACAGUGGAAUUUUUCUGCAACGAGUACAAAGAGGAUGAUGCCGUAUUCGCCGCGGAUCAUGGCGGCCGAUCGCCUGUGUCUUAUGCUGCACAGGCUGGAAACCAUGAUAUUGUCAGGAAACUUUUCGAUACGAAAAGAAAUUAUGACGAUUGCGAUCAUGAGAAUCGGACACCUUUGUACUGGUGUCUUCACCAACAGUGGAAGAAUGACGAAUAUAAGGGCAAAACCAUUUCGCGUCAGGCCGCAAUGUACUCGUGUCUCCCGCCAGACUUUGACCCAAAACAUCGGCAGAAAAUGCCUGCGAAAUCGAGCGAUCAGGGUAUUGUCAAGAUACUGAACCAGUCUGUCAAAGGAAAGAUGACCUUAUUAUCAGAAGCUGUUAUGCGUGAUGACGAGUAUGCCGUGAAAGCCCUCAUGGGGAUACCGCAUUUCACUUGUGAUGCUACUAACGAGGAAGGGGGGCAGACAGCACUUAUUCUUGCACUCUGUUACGAUAAAAAAUCCAUGUUCAGAUCAUUAUGGGGCAAUCUGGGGAGAUCACUCGAGCAAAUAAAGCGCCACCCAUCACCUGCAAUAUCAUUUCAGCGUUUCCUGGAGGUCGGCAAGGGUUGGCUCAAUUAUUCACAAUUGGAACACAAAGACUUGUCUAAAAUAAGACAGUUUCUUCGAGCUUCAAUUGAAGAGCUUCUGCAAUACAAGGAAGUCGAAAUGGUCGAGCAACUACUCGGAAGACUGAUUGAUACACUUCAAGUCCCUCUAUAUGAACUGAAUUGGGUCAUCAGUUCUGGGAUAAGUCUACGAGAAGCAGUGGCGAAUAUAAAGCAGAUCGGCAUUCUCCAUGUCCUUUUGGAACAUGGCGUCGACCCAGCUAUGUUAUGUCUCACAGGGAAGUGGUUUAAUAUACGUCCCAUUGAGAACGCAAACACAACUGAACAUUCAAGGUAUCGCAGACUACAUGUCAAACUGCAUGUCAAACUACAGGUCAAACCUGAGUGAAGAGCAGCAGCAAUCUCUCAAAUUGGGUCUAACGCAGAAGAAUCAGCGUACCCAUGGCAUUAAACUCAGAACAACAGCUGAAAUCAAACACAUCAAAUGCUGUGAAAACUCCAAGACAACGAUUCUUGCACAUAACGAGCAAGAUGCCUGGGAAAAUUUCUCCGACGAAAGGCAAGAGGGCAGUUUUGAAUCACGAACAUGUCACACAACUUUUAGUAUCCUUCUUCAAUCCACGGAAGCUAGCUCUAUGUGUAAUCUCCAGGGAUUAGAGCAGACCUUAUGGGGAGUCCAGUGGACAAUUCCUUA